UAAUGGCUUUCGAGUGCAAACAAGAACUCAGUGCGCAGCUGCCCGCCCAACAUGGUUUGAUGCCUGGAUAGUGUGGAUACACCAGCAUCCGGAAAAAAUAUAUAAAUAUAUACAUAAGAAAAAACUCAAGAAGAAAACCUGGAAUACUUUUCUUAGAGCCCUUAGAGCUCGCCCCGUGCUUUGUUUUCAUGCCGGCCGGCCGGGUGAGUGAGUGACUGAGUGUCGGUGUGAGUGUGCUGCUCGGCUGUGGAGGAAGAGGAAGCCGGAGAGAGAGCGCCGUGGUGGGGCCAGCUGUGGUGGUCGGCGGGGUUAGCUGGCUAGCAGCAGCAGCAGCAGCAGCGGCAGCGGGCUAGCGUCAGCUCGGCCAGCUCGGUGCCCGGCGGAGACACACCAGCGCGGCGUUGUUACGCUGCGAAAAGGAAGCCCAUGUUUUGGAGCCCCCGAGGCGGACGAGACGAGGGAAGCCCGUCCGUGAAUGCGAGGUGUUUCCAGCGUAUGGCUAGCAAGCCGAUAGGGCAGCCGGGUGAGAGCAUCUCAUUGCUGUCAGGAUCAAGGAUCCAUUGAGAGGGCUCAUUCCAAUUCUUUAAAUUUUCCCGUUUCUGUGAGGACUUUUAAGAGUCUGGACGCAUGAAUAGAUGUAGAGCACGCUCCAUUGUCAUCCUACAGAGGAGUGACAGUGUCCGUGCGAGGCCGACUGGGAAAGGACCAUGGCCCUGAGCGAUGCAAGCUGCGACCCUCUGGCCCUCAGCAACGGAGGCCACCAUCCUCUCGGCGCCAACGGAAAUGCUCCUUCAAGCACCUGUGCGCCCGUCAGCAAUGGGCAGGACCCUCUCACAGCUGCCUCUAGUGGUGACUCCCUCCCAGCAGAGGGAGAUGAAGACGCUACAGUUAAGAACGCGGCGUCCAAACCGCAGCAGAGGUCGCAUGUUAUCCAGAGAGCGAGCCGGCCGAGCCAGAACGGUGGCGUGGUCAAACUGAACGGCUCCCUGGGGAAUCUCCCCCCCUCGUCGGCUGCCUCUACCCCCCCUGCUGUCACAGACUCCCAAAGGCUGGCCAGACACCACCUCCCCUCCACCCUGUCCCCGUCCCCGUCCCCUCCCUCUCCUCCUCACCAGCAACCACCGCUCUGCUGCCAGCACUGUCACUUCCACUCCACACUGUGCUGCCCCUGUGGACAGCAGGAGUGUCCGCUCUUCCAGAAUCCAGGCAAAACGGGCCCGGGACCCGGCUCCGUUCCCCACACCGGGACCGCUUCAUCCUGCCCGUGCUGCCUCUCCGCCUGCACAUACUGUCACCCACAUCCCCAUCCUCCUCACCCAUCCUCACCCCUCUCUCUCCAUCACCACCAUCACCAACGCUGGCAAGAGCACCUCCAGAGUCAGACACAUGCACCUAGGAUCGGCCCUGCAAGGCCUUUUCGAUUCCCCAAAAGCUAUGCCGAGCUAAUAGCUGACUGGCCCGUGGUGGUGCUGGGGGUGUGCACAGUCCUCAUUGUGAUCUGUGCCCUUGUGGGGGUCCUGAUGCCUGACCUGCCGGACUUCUCUGACCCGCUGCUGGGUUUUGAGCCACGUGGAACUGCAAUUGGUCAGCGACUGGUCACAUGGAACAACAUGGUGAAGAACACGGGCUACAAAGCCACGCUGGCCAACUACCCCUUCAAAUAUGCUGAUGAGCAGGCUAAAAAUCACCAAGAACCCAGGUGGCCUGAAGACCACUUUGACAGAGACAAGCGGCAAGCUGAGUGGGAUUUCAGUAAGGAGUUCUUCUGUGAUGUGCCAGGUGAUAGUUACUCCAGACUAGUGUUUGCAUCUGCUGAAGGAAAGAAUCUGUGGAAUAUUCAAGCCAUCAAAUCCAUGUGCAGUCUGGACAACGCAAGAGUGCGUUCUCACCGUGACUAUUGGAGUCUUUGUCAGCGCACCAACGACGCCUCAUGUUGCCCCAGCUGGACGCUUGGGAACUACAUUGCUGUCCUCACCAACAGGUCGUCCUGCCAGGACAUCACAGAAAGUGAUGUAUCACAUACACUCAAGAUCCUGCGCUCAUGUGCCAAGUUCUACCAUAAUGGCACCCUGAGACCUGACUGCUGGGAUAUGGCCCUACGGCGGAAAGACCAGCUGAAGUGUGCCAGUGUAUCCAAGAGGUGCACCAAAUACAACGCUGUCUACCAGAUUCUCCACUUCCUGGUGGACAAAGACUUCCUCAGCCCCAAGAGCUUGGAGUUUCCUCCACCUGUGCUCAAGUACAGUAUGCUCUUCUCUCCUACAGAGAAAGGAGAGUCUAUGAUGAAUAUAUACCUGGACAAUUUUGAGAACUGGAACUCGUCUGAUGGGAUCACCACAGUCACAGGAAUCGAGUUUGGCAUCAAACACGACCUCUUUCAGGACUACCUCCUCACAGACACGGUGUACCCCGCCAUAGCCAUAGUGAUUGUCCUGCUGGUCAUGUGUGUGUAUACACGAUCGGUUUUCAUCACUCUAAUGACAAUAAUAGCCAUCAUCAGCUCACUGAUUGUGUCCUACUUUCUUUACCGAAUGGUCUUCAACUUUGAGUUCUUUCCUUUUAUGAACCUCACUGCCCUGAUUAUUCUGGUUGGCAUUGGUGCAGAUGAUGCCUUUGUGCUUUGUGAUGUAUGGAACUACACUAAGUUUGAUAAGCCACAUGCUGAGUUGUCCGAGACUGUCGGUGUGACCUUGCAACAUGCUGCCCUCUCUAUGUUUGUCACUAGCUUCACGACUGCUGCAGCUUUUUAUGCUAACUAUGUCAGCAACAUCACAGCCAUACGCUGCUUUGGAGUCUACGCUGGUACAGCCAUUUUGGUCAACUACAUCCUAAUGGUGACAUGGCUGCCUGCUGUGGUGGUGCUGCAUGAACGGUACCUGCCAAACAUGUUCCCAUGUUCCGAUUCUCCACACCAGCAAAGAGGUUACUGCACCCAGAUGUUCUGGGCUGGUCUUUGCCAGAAGGCCAAGAAAUGCUUGUUUACAGUCUCUGAGGGGUCUAGAAUCUUUUUCGAGAAGGUGCUACCCUGCAUUGUCAUCAAGCUGCGCUACCUCUGGCUCUUCUGGUUCCUUGCCAUCACAGUUGGCGGGGCCUACGUGGUUUGUGUAAACCCAAAGAUGAAGCUCCCUUCCUUGGAGCUGGCUGAGUUCCAGGUGUUUCGAUCCUCUCACCCUUUUGAGCGUUAUGACGCAGAAUACAAAAAACUUUUCAUGUUUGAGAGAGUUCAUCAUGGUGAAGACCUCCACAUGCCCAUCACUAUCAUUUGGGGGGUGACUCCUUUGGAUAAUGGAGACCCCCUCAAUCCCAAAAACAAGGGAAAGCUGAUGCUGGACAGCAGCUUUAAUAUUGCCAGUCCAGCAUCUCAGCUGUGGAUACUCAACUUCUGCCAGAAGCUGAGGAACCAGAGCUUUGUCUUUCAGUCUGAGGAGAAGGACUUUACCAGCUGCUUCAUCGAGACAUUCAAACAGUGGAUGGAGAACCAGGACUGUGAGGAGGCCUCUGUCUACCCCUGCUGCAGCCAGUCAACAUUCCCAUACAAGCAGGAUGUCUUUGAGUUGUGCAUCAAGAGAGCCAUCAUGGAGCUGGAUCGGAGUACUAAUUACCAUCUGGAUAGCAAGACACCUGGGCCUCGAUUUGACAUCAAUGACACCAUCAGAGCCAUAGUUUUAGAGUUUCAGAGUACCUAUCUGUUCACGCUCGCCUAUGAGAAGAUGUACCAGUUCUACCGUGAGGUGGAUGCCUGGAUCACAGAGGAGCUGCGUUACGCCCCAGCAGGCCUCAGUCAUGGCUGGUUUGUCAGCAACCUGGAGUUCUAUGACCUGCAGGACAGUCUGUCAAGCGGCACUCUGGUUGCCAUGGCCCUCUCAGUGGCUGUGGCUUUCAGCGUCAUGCUCCUGACCACCUGGAAUGUCAUCAUCAGCCUGUAUGCCAUAUUGUCGAUUGCUGGAACCAUAUUUGUCACGGUGGGCUCCCUGGUGCUCCUGGGCUGGGAGCUGAAUGUCUUGGAGUCUGUGACCAUUUCUGUUGCGGUUGGACUGUCAGUUGACUUUGCUGUCCACUACGGCGUGGCCUACAGACUUGCUCCAGAGCCUGACCGUGAGGGGAAGGUCAUUUUUUCCCUGAGUCGGAUGGGUUCUGCUAUUGCUAUGGCAGCACUUACCACCUUUGUUGCCGGGGCAAUGAUGAUGCCCUCGACUGUAUUGGCAUACACCCAGCUGGGGACCUUUAUGAUGCUGAUCAUGUGCAUCAGCUGGGCCUUUGCCACCUUCUUCUUCCAGUGCAUGUGCCGCUGUCUGGGGCCCCAGGGCACUUGUGGCCAAAUACCCCUCCCCAAAAAACUUCAGUGUCAGGCUUUCUCUGAGGGCACAUCCACCAACCCACCAGCCCAAGGGAAGAGCUCUGGCCUGGGCAAAUACCAGCUGGAUAGCAGGGGUGGGGAAGUUGAGCAUUAUGAGCUGGAGCCAUUGGCAUCUAGUCAGAAAGCUGAAGAUAAGCCACGAGACGAGCAGGAUUUGUGCACUCAGCUUUAUAAUGGAAUCCCUUCUCAUCAACACACUACUCCUUUUUCACACUUUAAUUAUAAGAGCGCUGACACUAGCAGGACUGGCCCAGAGAACGGGCUCCUGGUCACACUGAGCACGCCAUCCAGAUGCCAGUACUCUCAAAACACUAACUGCACAUGUGGUGACACUCCCCCUCACCUAUUUCAGCAGUGGACCCCACACCCCUCUGCUCCCCAGCCUCCCCAGGACUCUCUUUCCUGUCCUCCCACCCCUCAGCUACUCCCCCUCUCAGGAAACGCCGCGAGCAAACAAAACGCAGCCCUCUUACCUACAAACCUGGACCCGGCCUACACACACAUGGAGUGCCGGAUGCACUACGUCCACUGUCCACUGACACAUUUCCAUCACUGCUCCCAGGGUAGAGUGGUGACCCCCAGGCAAGGACCCGCCCACACCUGCCAUCUCAGGAAGUACUGUGUCCACACUGCGAACCUACAGGGUGGUUCAGUCAGAGAACAGAGAACCACAGCCCCAGCAUCAAACCAGGACACAGGACCAGUCUCUGGCUCAGAGUCUGUGGCGGAAGAAGACAUUCAUAGACAUGAAAUGAGUCCUUCAAGUCCUGACAGUAUCCAGAAUAUCAGUAGAAUAUCCCCAACGCAACCUCAUCCCCAGUGCCCCUCCCCCUCACUGGGCUCACCACACACAACCUGUCACGAAAAACACAAGGUGAGAGACGGUGAACAUUGUUGUGGUGAUGAUCACGUAUCCGCCCCAACCACAGAAACAACGACGCAUAUGGGUGCUUGUUGUAAAAUCCCUGGCAACCAGGAGAAGCUCGGAAGUAUUCCCGUCACACGGGAGGAACGCGUCAAAAAGUGCAAGCAGAACUCGAAAAGAGAGCGGGCGUCCUCCGCCUCUCCAAAGAAACUCUACUGUUUUAACAGGACGUUGAAAGUGAAGUGCAAUUCAGCUUCGGAGUUUAACUUGCCAAAAAGUGAAGCCAGCGUGCCUUCUAUUGCAAUAAACACUAACCCCUCUUCGGAAAGCUUAUGCUGACACUAAAACGAUACAUUCAUAAACAGCCAACCCAGAGCAAAUAGCAAAUGUCCAAAACAACAAAAGCAAAUGCAGCAUACAGUGUCUCUGUGCAAUCAUACAAUGGGUGGGAUGUGUUUGUUGACUAAGUGCCUCAGUGUGUUUCCUUUAAAAAAAAAAAAAAAAAAGAAGAAGCACGGACCCACUAAAUAUAUUCUGUGUACAGUUUUUGUUUUUGUACUCACCAGCUCUUCACAUGCCAGAUAACAUGUUGGGUUUUUACAGAUAAAUACAUGGGGAAAUAAACUGUGUUUUUACAAAGACGCCACCACGUCAUUUUGCUAACUCAAGUGUUAAAUAAGCAGCAGCCAUUUGCACCAACAUGAAAUCUUACAGUGUCUAUAUUGUGAUAUUGUGUGUAAUUAUAAAUAUGUUGUCAGCUAUGAUCACAUCAGCCGUAACGACAAUGUGCCACAUUUUACAAGCUCAUAAAAAGUUAUUGCCUGCCACUUUUUGUACCUAUGGGAGCUAGUGCUAAAUUCUCAGUGUGCUCUUGUGUUCAAGUCGCCACACGCCUCAGAUAAAAGAUGUACUGUAUGAUUAAAAUGUCUUCUUUUUUUU
This is a messenger RNA of Mugil cephalus (flathead mullet), 6161 nucleotides long. RefSeq names its product dispatched homolog 1 (Drosophila) (gene disp1). The record is from RefSeq and is a predicted model, not a curated record. NCBI's taxonomy places the organism in Eukaryota, Metazoa, Chordata, Actinopteri, Mugiliformes, Mugilidae. The transcript is spliced from 12 exons. The coding region runs from base 708 to 5561 and encodes 1617 amino acids. Gene Ontology annotation, cellular component: membrane.